Messenger RNA from Thamnophis elegans (Western terrestrial garter snake), 2833 nucleotides. RefSeq names its product TATA-box binding protein associated factor 4b (gene TAF4B). Gene Ontology annotation, cellular component: transcription factor TFIID complex. Gene Ontology annotation, molecular function: RNA polymerase II general transcription initiation factor activity; DNA binding; protein heterodimerization activity. The record is from RefSeq and is a predicted model, not a curated record. Lineage: Eukaryota; Metazoa; Chordata; Lepidosauria; Squamata; Natricidae. Bases 1 to 2301 code for a protein of 766 amino acids. Gene Ontology annotation, biological process: DNA-templated transcription; transcription initiation at RNA polymerase II promoter. The transcript is spliced from 15 exons.
AUGACAAUACAAUUGCCUGCUAAUUUUCAGAUCCCCCAAGGAAUGAUUCUAGUCAGAAGUAAUACCGGUCAAUUAAUGUUGAUAUCACAACAAGCAUUAUUAGAAGCUCAGAGUCAGACCUCAAAUAAUACCAGUGUAAAAUGCUCAAUACCUCCAACUGCAACUACCAUCAAAAUUCAGCCUGAACAGAGUUCUGGAACUCAGGUACUUAAAGUACUAACGGCUCCUGUUAAAACACUGGCUUGGGCAACUCAUUCUAUUACUUCUACUGUUAAGAAGCCUGCUGUAAUUCAGUCUAUAGCAUCACCAAAUAUUAUAGGCUCAACAGCAAAGUCAUUGAUUGCUGGAUCAUCAGCAAAGCCUCCUCUUUCUGACUCUCCCAUGUUGGCUUUCACUUCAAAACCAGUUGCUGAUACAGAUGACUCCAAAGUCACCCAGCCCUUCAGUUAUACAGAAAUGCUGGAAAACGUGAAAAAGUGCAAAAACUUCCUUGCAACACUAAUAAAGCUGGCCUCCAGUGGACCUCAAGCACCUCAGAUGGGGCAGAAUGUGAAGCAUCUGGUUCAAAGGCUGUUGGUAAAAGCUCAUCUGCAGGAAGCUAAAAUUGAGCCAGAAGAAUUUACCAAAGAACUAUAUAUGGAACUAAAGUCUUCUCCGCAGCCAAAUCUUGUUCCCUUUCUCAAGAAAAGUUUACUCUCCUUACGGCAAUUAAUGCCUAAUACAGAGACCUUUAUAGAACAAUGUCUUCAGCAAUCUGCUCCUCAAACAGCUUCUUCUACUUAUUCCACUGCAUCAUCAACUUCUUCCACAGUUGCUGAUGGCACUUUGGCCUCCUCUCAACCUGCAACAUCAGUCCCCAGCUCUCCACUUCAAAUAUCUUCUCCACGGACAUCCAUUUUGGUACCCUGCACGACUACAAGAAGUGAUUCUGUGUCUCUUCCACUUGUUGAGGCAGCUUGUGCCUUGGCUGCAGGAGCACUCUCUUACCAAGAUGACAAGUCCAUCCUCUCCACUCAACUGAUUGGAGGAAUCAAUACCAUGAAGGCCAUACAGACAACUUCCACUACAGAGGAGACGGGAACAGUUUCUCUUCAGGUAGUAAAGCCAGACUGUAACCCAACAUUACCUUCAACUACUUUUACUACUAGUUCUAUGAAGUCAGCCGCAUCAGCUGGGAUGUCGUCAUUUGAAGUGGCAAAACUGCCCUUGGCUACUACAGUAACCUCUGCUACAUCAGUAACCACAACUCUCCAAUCUGUCCUGCCUAUCACUGGGGCGCCAAGCGCUGUACGGGUUCCCCAUCCCAAUUCUGCCCUUCCCCAGCCAAUUUGGAGUUCUCUGGCUGGAAAGGUAAAACAGUCGGUAAUCCAGCAACCCUCUGGAAACAUCUUAAGAAAUGUGGCCAAGCAUCAGCAGGUUCCUACUCUCCCUAAUGUGAACAAGUUAUGCUCCAUUGUGAAACAAAUUACCUUGGCAGGAAACAAAUUUCUAUCGCUUGAAGCGUCUCCUGUUCAGAGAAAUAAAAUAAGAGAGAGUGGAACAACAUCCUUCAGGGAAGAAGAUGACAUUAAUGAUGUGGCUUCUAUGGCUGGAGUUAACUUGAAUGAAGAGCACGCGUGCAUAUUGACCACAAAUUCUGAAGCAAUCGGUACUGUUUUGUGCUCUUGUUCAGAGAAGCUGCUCCUCUCUUCAGAGGCAUUGCAGAAGAGGAUCUUAAAAAAAGGUAAAAGGCAUGACAUUAUGGAAGUUAAUUCUGAUGUUCUGAACUUGAUCUCCUAUGCUACCCAGGAGAGAUUAAGAGGACUUCUAGAAAAACUAACUUUAAUUGCUCAACAUCGUAUAAGGACCUAUAAGGGGAAUAACAAGUACAUUUUAUCUAAUGAUACGCGGUCUCAGCUUCAGUUUCUUGAACAAUUGGAUCAGGUUGAGAAACGGAGGAAAGAUGAUGAAGAAAAAGAACAGUUGCUCCGAGCAGCCAAGAGCCGUUGCAAUAAAGAAGAUACAGAACAGCUGCGUUUAAAGCAGAAAGCAAAAGAGAUGCAACAAUUAGAAUUCGCACAAAUGCAGCAACAGGAGGCUAAUCGUGCAGCUCUGGAAGCCCUUGGGCCAAGAAAGAAGAGACCAUUGGAUUCGUCUAUUUCUUUUUCUGGACUUCAGGGCUUCAACAGAAUGCCUAGUCUUACGACACGAUACCUUUGGCCAAGAAUAACCCGAAUUUGUCUCAGGGACUUGAUCUUUUGUCUGGAACAAGAGAAAGAAACAAAGCAUUCUCUAAUCUUAUAUCAAGCUCUUCUGAAAUAGUGGCUAGUCUAAUUCUGCAUUUCAGCUUACCAUACAUUGCCAAAGAACAAUUUGUUUGCACUAUCCUGAAAUCAUAUAUUACAAGAAAUUGUCCGUAAGGUCAUUGUUGAAUGUAGGCAAUGCUGCCUGGACAUGUGAAAGAGAAAAGGCUUUGGAUGCCUGCUAAAUUCCAUGCGAGAUACUGUAUUAGUAUAUAAAUCCGCAAUAUUAUUCUAUGAAGUGUGUGCCUUCUAACAUUGCAGUUAGUGAAGAAUGACGUGAUGAAUGUAUUUAAUGACAAACUAGCAGUUUGCUAGUGCGUAGCCUGCAGGAUUCAGCCUUCCUGCGUAUCCUAGAGAAACCACCUGGGAGCCAACUAAAAAGUGUCAAAAUGCGGGCUAUAAUUUCCUGCCUCAAAAGAAAGAUGGAAAGGAAAGAAUCCCUACUGGCAUUUUUUGUGUUGCCAGUCCUACCAGACAGAUCUGCAAGCAAACUACAGAUGUAAGAGUUGGAGAAAGCAAUAUUUGAAAAGUCAAAGUAAUUUUGUGGGAUA